AUGUUCCUGUGGCGAAGAGAGGGCUUUCCAGAAGAGCAACGCCCCUUCCAAAAGAUCUAUGGCCUAAGUGCUGAAAAGGUCCAAGAACUCCGGUCUACUGAACAUCCGUUCAUCCUCCGUGUGUUGAACAUUGUUGGCUACGCCCAUCUUUCGGGAAGAAUCGCCCUCGGGGAGGAAGAGCUGGAGAAAUUGUUCGACGGCGUCGUGGAGCUGGUGAAUAAUGGUGAGAUUGGGAAGGCAGAGAGACAGUAA
Penicillium odoratum is the source of this 252-nucleotide messenger RNA. RefSeq lists its product as uncharacterized. The record is from RefSeq and is a predicted model, not a curated record. The transcript has 2 exons. The coding region runs from base 1 to 252 and encodes 83 amino acids. NCBI's taxonomy places the organism in Eukaryota, Fungi, Ascomycota, Eurotiomycetes, Eurotiales, Aspergillaceae.